Messenger RNA from Solea solea (common sole), 1043 nucleotides. It is a transcript of the gene pdf, whose product is annotated as peptide deformylase, mitochondrial. NCBI's taxonomy places the organism in Eukaryota, Metazoa, Chordata, Actinopteri, Pleuronectiformes, Soleidae. The transcript has 3 exons. Gene Ontology annotation, cellular component: mitochondrion. Gene Ontology annotation, molecular function: peptide deformylase activity. The record is from RefSeq and is a predicted model, not a curated record. Gene Ontology annotation, biological process: peptidyl-methionine modification; N-terminal protein amino acid modification. Bases 172 to 924 code for a protein of 250 amino acids.
UGAGGCUGUUGUGAUUCCCCACGUCCACGGACUUCCGUGGAGGCGCGAGCUCCAAACUCCUGGGUUAAACGUGUUUCACUUCGACUCGCACAGGUGUGAUCAUUCAAUCCUGAUUGGACCAAAACAGUCACCUGACACAAGGAUCGUUGUGGUCCAGGCUGCAGCUUCAUCAUGAUCAUGAGACCGCGUGCGUCCGUGCUGCUGUCCUCCGUCUCCAGAGUGGUGCAGCUCAGAGGCGGAGCCUGCAUUCUAACAGCAGCGCCCUCCAGUGGUCUCCCACGCACCCCAGCGUCCUGCUCCCGCUCCUACUGCAGCUCCAUCAAAAGGCGCUCCUAUCUUCACUACAUCAAAAACAAGAUCAUAGCCCCUCCCACACCGCCGUACAGUCACGUGUGCCAGGUCGGGGACCCGGUCCUGCGCUCGCACGCCGCAAACGUCGACCCUGCGGCGAUAACGGACCCCGAGAUCCAAAAGGUCAUCAAGACCAUGGUGAAGGUGAUGCGGAAACAGGACUGUGUGGGACUCAGUGCUCCUCAGAUCGGGGUCCCGCUCCGCAUCGUGGCGCUGGAAUAUCCCGAGCAGAUGUUGCGGGAGAGCUCGGCUGCGUCGAGGGAGGCCCGCGGUCUCUCCGCUCAACCCCUGAGGAUCUUCAUCAACCCAGCCCUGAGGGUUCUGGACGGACACACUGUCCUCUUCCGGGAAGCCUGCGAGAGCCUCUCAGGCUUCUCUGCCGCAGUUCCUCGUUUCCUGUCUGUGGAAGUGUCAGGUCUGAAUGAGAAAGGUGAAGGGGUCACGUGGCAGGCGAGCGGCUGGCCAGCUCGCAUCCUCCAGCACGAGAUGGACCACCUGGACGGCGUCCUCUACAUCGACCGCAUGGACAGCAGGACCUUCAUGAACAUCAAGUGGCAGGAGCACAACGAGUAACGAGGGGACAGACGCGGCGAGGAGACGCCGGACUUUCACAGGAGGACGUGAUACGGUGACGGACGGACGACGUCCUGUGAAGAAAUGGAGGUCGUUGAGAAUAAAAGACUCACUGAGAA